Larimichthys crocea (large yellow croaker) is the source of this 8070-nucleotide messenger RNA. RefSeq names its product forkhead box P1b (gene foxp1b). Gene Ontology annotation, molecular function: RNA polymerase II cis-regulatory region sequence-specific DNA binding; DNA-binding transcription repressor activity, RNA polymerase II-specific. The record is from RefSeq and is a predicted model, not a curated record. Bases 1351 to 3405 code for a protein of 684 amino acids. Gene Ontology annotation, cellular component: nucleus. The transcript is spliced from 20 exons. Lineage: Eukaryota; Metazoa; Chordata; Actinopteri; Sciaenidae. Gene Ontology annotation, biological process: regulation of transcription by RNA polymerase II.
UGAGUGUUAACUGGACUGUUGAACUGGCCCGUGAUAAUUCUCAUCUUCAGGGGGGCAAGUGACAGAUUUUAAUUACUGUCAUAAUGCUUUUUUCUUUCUUUCUUUUUGCACUUCUUCUGACGGAGAUGUUGAGGGAAAACUUUUUCAAACCACAAAAAAGGGAGCAGAGAUUCUUUAAUAACUUUAAAUGUAGAUGCAGCCCCCUUCCCCCCUUGAAAUAUUAUGAAGAAUGUCAGAACCACAGCAAACUGAAGGAGCCUGCACUCCGGUUAUCCACACUGUCAUUUUUGAAAAACCAUAAUACCACCCCUGUUAAUAGUUAAAACUCCUCACAGUUGAGAUUAAAACAUCUUUGAUGAUUAUGCCAAAGCAUUUCAUUUUUUUCUUUCUCUCUCUCUCUCUCUCUCUUUUUUUUUAGUGAAAGGCUGUGGAACAGUCAUGAUAAAUCUCAGAUCCAAAAAAGGAGAUUUUUCUGAAAUAAUAAGUUCAUUCUGCCUCACUUGUAAUUAGUCAGCUCAGACAUUUUAGCUUUUCUGACAGCCCCCUCUCCCCUGUCAUACUUUCAGCUAAAACUAAUGCAUAUCAUUACAUUUCCCCAUAGAAAGGACCUACUAAGUGCUACUAAGUGCUACUGAAUUGUACUUGUGACUGUGAUGUUUCUGUGAAGGAUCCGCGAUGCAAUGAACGUUGUUUACGUUAAAAGCAGGUGGAUAUGACGUCACGGACGGACGGACGGAACAUCAAAACAACAACACAUCCAAAUCCGCGAUUCUUCCUUUUUUUUUUUUUUUCCUCCUUCUUCUCAAAAAAAAAAAAAACCUAAUAACAACAUUAAGAAAAAGGGAGCUCGCGCCUUUCCCCCCGCGAGGCAGACAGCGACCCCGAGCGAGUGUGAAACUCUCCACAUUUUGCCCCUUUUUUUCGACGCCCUCGGUAAGAUUAUCUCUUUCUCCUUGUAGUUAAGUUUGUUAGUUAGACCACCAGAGGCGGAGUAGUAUACACACGGUUUGUUGUCGCAUGCGUUUCUCGGUACACAAGCUCGCGUGCACGGGUGUUCGUUAUCUCACACUGGUCUGAAUCGGUACCCCUCCGCGUGCGCCUGUUUUAGCUGCUGUAAAGCGUUUUUCCAUUCGGUGUCCUCUGUGAAACCCUGCCCUGCCCUCAAGACUGUGAGCCGAAUUCUGAUUGGAGGAAUGGAGUGCCAGUCUGUCCUGCACCAGUGAUAAGGCCAGGAGACUCCGGUGGUGACAUCCUGUGGAGCCACACAUCAAAGGCGAGGAGGCUGUUUUACCACCACUGGAACUGAAGAUUGCUUUAAAUAAGCAAGUCAUCGUAGAAGGUUUUUAAGUCAUGAUGCAAGAAUCUGGGACGGAGGCGACGAGCAACGGACCAGCCAAUCAAAAUGGAGGAGCCAGCGUGGAGGGUGGGUCCAGGGAGGUGCGACCCAAAAGCGCCACGCCGUCGGUGGAGGUGACUGCGACUGACCUCCUGCAUCUCCAGCAGCACCAGGCUCUUCAAGUGGCUCGGCAGAUACUCCUCCAGCAGCAGCAACAACAUCAACAGCAGCAGCAGCAGCAGCAGUCCCAGUCACAGCAACUGCAGUCUCAACAAAACACCGGCCGCAAAUCCCCCAAAGUCAACGACAAGCAGCAAAGUCUACAGGUCCCAGUUUCAGUGGCUAUGAUGACACCUCAAGUGAUAACUCCACAGCAAAUGCAGCAGAUCCUUCAGCAGCAAGUCCUGAGCCCUCAGCAGCUCCAGGUUCUUCUCCAGCAGCAACAGGCCCUCAUGUUACAGCAGCAGCAACUCCAAGAGUUCUACAAAAAGCAGCAGGAACAGCUCCACCUCCAGCUUUUACAGCAGCAGCAGCAUGCGGGCAGCAAGCAGAGUAAAGAGCAGCAGGUGUCUGCACAGCAGUUGGCCUUCCAGCAGCAGCUCCUGCAGGUCCAGCAGGUCCAGCAGCAGCAUCUGCUCAACCUUCAGAGGCAAGGGCUGCUCACGAUCCAGCCCGGACAGACCAGCCUGCCGCUGCACUCCCUCACUCAGGGCAUGAUUCCAGCAGAGCUGCAGCAACUGUGGAAGGAGGUGACAAAUGCUCACGUGAAGGAGGAGCACAUCAACAGCAGCAACAACGGCCACCGGGGCCUUGACCUGUCAUCCCCGGCACCGCCAAAGAACCCACUCCUCAACCAGCACGUCUCCACCAACGGGCAGUACAUGAGUCACAAGAGAGAAGGGUCCACACUAGACGAGCCCUCCCACCACAGUCACCCUCUCUACGGUCACGGUGUUUGCAAGUGGCCUGGGUGUGAGGCGGUGUUUGACGAUUUCCAUUCAUUCCUCAAGCAUCUUAACAAUGAGCACGCCCUGGAUGACAGGAGCACGGCCCAGUGUCGGGUGCAAAUGCAGGUCGUACAACAGCUGGAGCUGCAGCUAGCGAAAGACAAAGAGCGUCUGCAAGCUAUGAUGACGCACCUUCAUGUCAAGUCUACGGAGCCCAAAGCAACCCCACAGCCGCUCAACCUGGUGUCCAACGUCACAUUGUCCAAAUCGGCUCCCGAGGCCUCUCCUCCUCUGAGCCUGCCACAGACCCCCACCACACCUACGGCACCCCUCACGCCGCUGACCCAGACCCACUCCGUCAUCACACCGAACAGCCUUCACAAUAUGGGCCCCAUGCGACGACGCUACUCGGAAAAGUACAACAUGCCCAUCUCUCCAGAUCUCAGUCAGAACAAAGAGUUUUACAUGAAUGCAGAUGUUAGACCGCCGUUCACGUACGCUUCAUUAAUAAGACAGGCAAUCCUCGAAUCUCCAGAAAAGCAGCUAACACUAAACGAAAUCUACAACUGGUUCACACGAAUGUUUGCAUAUUUUAGGCGCAACGCAGCGACAUGGAAGAAUGCAGUCCGGCAUAAUCUUAGUCUUCACAAGUGUUUUGUGCGGGUAGAAAACGUAAAAGGGGCUGUGUGGACAGUCGACGAAAUAGAGUUCCAAAAGAGACGGCCUCAAAAGAUCAGUGGAAGUCCAGCCUUAGUGAAGAACAUUCAGACCAGCUUGGGCUAUGGUCCGACCCUCUCUGCCGCCUUCCAGGCUUCAAUGGCAGAAAACAACAUACCUCUAUACACUACUGCUUCCAUUGGAAGUCCCACCCUCAACUCCCUGGCCAACGCCAUCCGUGAGGAGAUGAAUGGAGCGAUGGACCAUGGAAACAGCAACGGCAGUGACAGCAGCCCGGGACGCUCGCCCCUGCCAGCUAUGCAUCACAUCAGCGUUAAGGAGGAACCACUGGACCCCGAAGACCACGAAGGGCCCCUCUCCCUGGUAACGACUGCCAAUCACAGUCCGGAUUUUGAUCACCACAGAGAUUACGACGACGACCAGGGCCACGACGACAUGCUGUAAGGCUAGAGCCGCCUCCCCCCCUCCCCUUCCCCACAGCCUCAGAGGCAGAGGCAGUCUGGGUCAUCUGGGAGACAGAAAACUCUCCGCAGAUACCAAACACUGAACUGCAGUCUCAGCCACUGAAGACAGCGCUCAAAUGUCUCCAAGUUAACUUUUUAGUGCCAUUACAAAAAAAACAUAGCAAAGAACUCACACACACACAAAAAACAAAAUACGCCCCCACACGAGGGAUUUUUUUCCGCUUACUUUCUACUUUUGAUUCAAGUAAAGCUUAAAAAAAAAAGUGAAAACAAACUUCAUUUCUACUCAUGUGUGGGAUCGGACUUGUUUGGUACGGGGUCGACGUGUUCGCGGACGGAGACCCUCACCAUGGAGCCAGGAUGGACUUGCACUCAGCGGACUGCAAGAGAGGGGUUGUGUCUUUCCCCCCACCCACCCACCCCCCAUCCUCUCUGUAUCUCUCUCUCUCUCUCUCUUUCUCUCUCUGCCUCCCUCUCUCAGACACACACCUCUGACCACAAACUCAAGAGAGAGAGAAUGACUGACGUUUAAUUUACACCGUGUGUGUGUGCGAGGGAGAGCAAGCGCGGACUUCAGUUCAUUGUCACUGCCUUCAACACUUCUCAUUGGUUUGUUUCCAUUUCGGACGGGAGGGGUGUUGUUUUUAUUUGGGGUGUAUUAUUUUGUUUGGGGGGUGAGAGGUUAUAGAAUAUCAACAUAAUGUGUCUUUCCAUUCAAUGCUGUUAUUGAUGUCGCAUCUUUUUGUUGUGUUUGUUUCUUUUAAACUGAUCAGACCUCAUGCCCAUGCUGUGGAGAUUCUGUGUGGUCAGCACUCGAUGAUGAAUGUUUAUGAUUUCCUUUCAUGCUGUUCUUUUACACACACACACACAUGAAGCAGAAUGUCAGAUACCAAGUAGUAUUUUUCUGUCAUUUAUUCCACAAUCUUCAAAAGAAAAGAAAAAGAAAAAAACAUGUACCCCACCCCUGACCCCCUCUACCACCACCACCUCCUCCUCCUGCUCAUGAAGUCCAUUGGCAAUGCACUACUCAUAAUGAAGGCUCUCUCCACGCAUCAAUGAAGUUUAAUUUAAGAUGCGAAUGAAUGACAGAGAAAUCAUGCAGGUUAUGAUUUAUCCUUAUGAAAUUAUACUUUAAAACAGCCCCUCACAGCAGAGCAUGUUGAGCUGCAACAGAAUUUCUGAUCACUUACAAGCUCCGGGGUGGGUUUUUUCUUCUCUUUUUUUUUUCGUUAAGGAAAAAUGAAAAUGUCAGGUGUGCACCGGCAAAGAUAAUGAUUUAGACCAACUAAUUGUGAUUCCAGAACACAACUGUCAUUGUUAAUCAAACGUGUCUGCUUUUCCACGCUGUAAUUUCAUUCUGUGCUUGAAGAUAAACGUGCAUUCCCUGUAGAUUUAUUUGUAUCACGCGCAUGGCUAGUUUUAAGUUUUUUAGUGAGUGUUAAUAAUUGCACAGUGGAUGAAAAUGUUCUCUUUUUUUUCAUCAAGGGGUAAAAAAAAAAAGACUUGCAAUAAGACCUAAACAUUGCACAUUCCAGCAUUUGACAGCCGUCAUAAAGGGCCCAAGCAUACAGUCCAUGCCAUUUAGAGAAUGUGGAAACCUCGACUUCAGUGUCAUCCAAAAAGCCAAUAGUUGUAGUCCACAACAUUGAACCGAGUGGAAUCCACAUGUGGUUUUGUGAUGCAGCAACAAAAAUUCCAGCUUUGGUAGAGAGUCAAAUUUAAAAGAGACCAUGAAUUUCAAGACUGCAAUCAACCACUUUUAAUUCAUGUUAUUUAUUAUUAGUAUUGUUAUUAUUUUAUGUUUUACUUGGCUCUUUUUUUUCCUUUUUAGUUGUUGAUGUGUUUGAAUAUCUUGUUCUGUGACUACCAAAGAUAAACUACAAAGUCAAUGUUGUGUGUUCCAUGCAAUAGCAGAUAAGGCCAAAUAUCUCCCCUCCAUUCUCUCCCAUUGGACGAUCUCAGCAGCCGUGAUCGAGCCCGUGGCAGAUCGAAUCGAGGGAAAACGCUCCUCAAACUGGUGUUUUCAUUCAUUUUUAUAGAAAAAAUAAAUAAAUAAACCAAAGGGAGUGUCUUGAACAGGACAGCUGCAGUAAUGUUUGCAGUGACCAAAUCUGAAUGGGAGGCGCUGAUAGUCUGACUACAUUAUGACCAAAUUAGGGAAUUUUUUUUUUCUUUGUCUUUGGGCCAGUGAGUGGAAAAGGGAGCUUUUUGGUCAGGAGCAGAUUUGUGUGCAACAUAAAGGGUAUGUAGAUAAAGGAAGAAUAUACUGGUAAAUGGAAAAAGCUUUGCAGAGAACAAUGUGAAACGGAUUCUAUGCUUCAACUGGACCACACAAUGAUUCAAUGUUUCUCUUCUUUUGUUCCUUAUUCAUCUGUAUCCUUUGUAAUGAUUGUAUGCCACUUUGUAGGGGUUCUAGUGUCUUUGUUGAGAUUGGCAAGACUUUAUGAUUGUGUUUAGUUUCUGUCAACUUAUUACUUUUUAUAUUAAAAAACACUCCUGUCAACUAAUAAGCUGGGUACAAGGUACUUUAUGGCAGUUAUUGUUAUUAUUAUCAUUAUUAUCAUCAUUAUUAUUAUUAUUAUUAUUAUUAUUAUUAUUAUUAUUAAGUUCACCGCUCAUUAAUUAAAAUGGAUAAGGGCAAUCUGUGGUUUCCAGAAGAUGUAUUUAAUGUCCAGGCAGCUGUGGGAUGGGUCAGUUACAGCCGGGCUAGGAUCGUGAGAACGGGGCCUAGCUCGUCCACAAACCUCCAGUCAUGGCCGGUUUGUUUGGUAUUCAGAAAGGAGGAGAACGCGCUGGUAGAUUAGAACAUUCUCAGCAUGUGUAGCUCGACAUUACUAAAGAUAACAGCAUGAGAAAACCGUUUGUACGCAUACCUCAGUUCAAACCUAUAGGGAAUGAUUCAAUUAAACCAGAGAGAAAAGAAAACAAACAAACAUUUCACUCAGUUGCACUUGGUUGUGUGUCUUGCAUGUAUAGUCUGAUACUGUAGAGAGAAAAUUACCACACAAAAAAAAAAAAAUGAAAUUAGAGCUUGUUUAUCCUAAACGUUUCAUCCUGUUUUGUUUUUUUUGCCAAACCAAUCCAAACCUCAGGCCUUUUGUUCAUUCAAAUAUCACCCAGCUGUGUGUGGCACCAUUCAUCCUGUCAAAGCCUGUUCUCUGAUGUACUGAUGGCUUGUUUUAAGAGUGUUCCAAUAUUAGGUUGUACAUACAUGUCAGUAUAGCCUUUUGUCUUUUCCUGUCCUUCCUCCCCGACUCUCUGUCUCGCUCUCUCUCUCUCUUUCUCUUGCUUUUUUUUUUUAAGAUCAAAAAAUACAUUUGUGUUAUGAUGUUUGCUUUAUCGCGACUGCUUUGUAUUAACUAUGAAAUAGCUAUGAGAAAAAAACUGCUGUAUGUAUUGGAAUAGCAAACUGUGCUGCAAAUGUAUUUUACUUAGUAAUCCUUGCUUUAAAACAAAAAAAAAAAAAAAAAAAAAAAAAAGGCAAAAAAAAAAAAAAAUCACAUCAUCCACGCAGACAUCUGGGUGAGCUGGGCAGGGGCAGGCUGGGGGGGAGAUUAUCCCCGAUUUUGGAUUUUAAACUGUAAUAUAGAAAACAGACUUUUCUCUGUUAUCAUUGACCUAAGCAUUUUGUACAGAUUUUUUUCCCUCUUUGUGUUAAGCUGUUUUUUGAUACUUCCUUUUGAUGGUCCAACCACUGCCUUCUGUGGCUGUAUGUUAAAGAUUACUGCUCUGAGAAAAGGGCAGACAGGUAUAUUUCCUCGACAAGGCGGAGAUAUCUUGCAUGACUAAUCCCAGGGUCAGAGAUGGGAGGGGUGGGGAUAUGGUUUAAGUGGUCAGUAAUAAUAUAAGGGUGUAUCAAUCUAAUGAUAUUUUAUAUGAAAUCAAUAGGAAAAAUACAAAAAAAAAAUAUGCAGUGCCAAGAUGUAAAGAAUAUUGUUAAAUGCUGUCUUUUUUUGUUUUGUUUUGGGGUUUUUUUGUUUUGUUUUUUGAAAAAUUCAUUUCACUCGCACAUCAAAGACGUGUCCUUCUCAUCCAUGUCACGUAGGUGAAGCACAUUUUGUUUGGCAUCAAGAUAUUUAUAUUUUUAUCUCAAGGGUCAUUGUAAAUGAGUCAAACCAAGCACAGCAGGCAGGUCAAAGGUCAGACGCUGCUGGAGACUAACGUCCUGCAAACUGCGGCCGUGUGGCAUCAGACCCCCCCCCCUUCGACAUCACACACACACACACACACACACACACUGGCACCCGAGCUAAAACGCCAUUAUUUCAUCCAUCACGAACCAUCCAGCCUGCUGUCACACCGUCCCCCUCUCUCUCACACCACACUUUGUUUUUGGGGUUGGGUUUUUUUUUUUUUCCCAAAUGGGGGGGUGGGGGGCCGCCCAGGAGCUGUCACGGUGCUCUCAUCCUGCAGCAGCUUUUCUUUUCUCUCCUUGUUCUUCUUUGAAGAUGUAUUCUGUAGUUUCUUUUUUUCCUGUUUUGUUUUUUUUCCUUCUUUUUUGAUAAGAAAUAUUAUUGCUCAUCACUUCCAUCAGUCUGUAACCUCCUCAUCAUUCCUCGUCUGUCUGAUGCAGACCACUCUGUUGUAGUCAGUGGCGAUGACUGACGUGAGCAUUCUAAACAUGCAAUAAAAUGCUGGUUGUUCA